Gaeumannomyces tritici R3-111a-1 is the source of this 4293-nucleotide messenger RNA. RefSeq lists its product as hypothetical. The transcript has 3 exons. Lineage: Eukaryota; Fungi; Ascomycota; Sordariomycetes; Magnaporthales; Magnaporthaceae. The record is from RefSeq and is a predicted model, not a curated record. Bases 182 to 4111 code for a protein of 1309 amino acids.
CCUAGACUGCGCUUCGGAUUGCUUGGAGCGGAGCGUGGCCGAGACCGGCUGCCCAGACCUUUCCUGCCUCUGCAGCAACCCACACUACAACGAGAAACUAUUCGACUGCCUGUUCGACAACUGUCCAUCCGACCAGUACACUGCUGCUGCCCAGCAAGCGUACCUUGAAUGCCACGACCUCAUGCAUCCCACGUCGUCUUCCCAGCAGGAUCACGUCACCGAGAGCCCCCACGCACUUGGCAAAGGCGUCUUCCCAGAUACACCCUCCAGGUUCAGUGGAUCCCGCUUCUGGCCAGGAAAUCACGCUCAACGCUACGGCUCCAACGGUGCUGGCUUGGGAGCUUCUGUCAAGACCGUCACGCUACUGGCUGCCCCUACGCCUGCUGUCGCGGGGCCCUGGGUUCCUGGACCCUGGGCGCCUGGAGUCUCACCUGGCUCUGCUUCCAGCCCCAAUGGCGAAGAUUGCGAUGAUGACAUUGGAAACGGCCAAGGGCAGAAUCUCCCUGCCCAGACUGUCACUGUCUUUGCGGUUCCAUCAACCUCAACACAGCCUGCUGUUGCCACGGGACCCAAUCUACCAGGACUCACGCCAGGAGCAGAUGAUUGUGAUGAUCUUUCGGGCAGCGGGAACGGAAACAACAACGGAAAUGGUAUGCCGCUGGCCCCUCUGGUCCAGACCGUCACAGUCUUUGCAGCGCCAUCAGCGCCAUCAGCACCAUCUUGGGCCACAGGGUCCAAUGGAGGGGCUGCUUCUGGAGCAGAGGACUGUGAUGAUGGCACUUCUGGCAGCAGCAAUGGUAACGGCAACAACAACGGCAAUGGCAAUAGCAACGGCAUCGGUAGCGGCCAGGGGAGAUCGCCGUCUGUCCAAACAGUUACAGUUCUUGCAGCUCCUUCUCUAGCGCCGGCGGUGCCUGUGUCGAAUCCAGACGACUGUGACGAUGAACUUUCCGGCAACACCAACGGCAACACCAACGGCAACACCAACGGCAACGGCAACAACAACGGCAAUGGCAAUGGCAACGGCAACGGCAUCGGUAAUGCUAAUGGUCAAGGAGUAUCACCAUUUAUUCAAACAGUCACCAUCCUUGCAGCCCCCUCUCCCGCGCCGGCGGCACUCAACCCAGACGACUGUGAUGAUGAUUCAGCUACAAACGGUCAGGGGCGGAACGGAGGGGCACCGCAGGCGCCGCGGCCCGCUGUACCAGUCUCUACAGUUACAGUCCUCGCCUCUCCGCCUCGUCUCCCACCUGGCCUUCCGGGUAAUGGCUGGCCCGGGUCUGGUGACGGCCUUGGGCCACUCAUCCCGGGGCCUGGCUUUGGUGGCUCAGCUCCUGUCACAUCGACUGUCACCGUCGUUGCAGCAUCCCCAAGCAAGAUGCCAAGCUUCCCGGCUGGCGGCGGCUUCGGUGGUCGUCCACAAGGCCCUGCCUUUGGCGGCCAAGCUCCGCCUGUCUCUACAGUCACAGUCCUAGCGGCUCCCCCAGGUGCUCAGCCAGGCUUUCCAGGAAGCGGUAGCAACGGCCUUGGACCCAACCCUCUUGGACCCCCCGGCGGUGGUCGCCCAGCUGCACCGGUGUCUACAGUCACCGUAUUUGCGGCUCCACCGAGGCCGUCGCCCAGUCUCCCAGACAGUGGCAGUGGCAAUGGCGGUUCUGGAGCUGCUCCUCAAGACCCUCGUGCCGGUGGACGCCCGGCCUUCUCUGUCUCUACGGUCACCGUAAUCGCAGCUCCCACAUCUCCAGGAAACGGUCUCGGAAGUGGUGGCGGCCGGCCUGCGGCUCCUGUCCAGGCUGCACCAGCUUCUACCGUCACCGUGCUAGCAGCCCCGGGCUCUGGUUUUGGACCAGGCGCAGCAAAUGGCGAAGAUUGUGACGAGGGAGCGCGGUCGAUGUCAACAGUCACUGUCUUGGCAGCUCCCCCAACGGGCGUAUCUGCUCGGCCCAACGCUCCUCCCCCGGUCGUUGCGUCUCCUCCGCAGAUUGCCUCCUUUCCCCCCAUCGUUCCCAACGGCCCCAGCAACGGAGAUGACUGCAGUAACCCCUCCUCUGGGGGUCGGGGCUGCUCUAGCGGCGAUGGCUCCGGUAGUGGGAAUGCAAGUCCUGGUGGUUCUGGUGGCGGUCGUUCGGCAUCAACUGUCACUGUCCUCGCUAACCCGAGACCUGCCGCCGCUAGGACCUCCACGGUCACGGUGAUGGGCUCCUUUCCGACCACUCCUGUGAAUUCCCCUGCUCAGGGCCCAGGACCCGAGUUUCCAUCCCCGUACGGUGAUGGUCUCUCGGGAGCCACAAUUCCUUCGUCUUCAUAUAGCGGCUUCGACGGCUCCAGGCCAAACGGAAUUCCAAGCAACAACCCCGGAGUGGGCAAUCCUGUCUCGCCAGUCACCGGGGGAGCACCAAACCCUCAAGGCUCAUACUCCAGAGAUGUUCACCGAAGCAAGUCGGGUCAGCCGCUCACGGGGCGAACUUCGAAAGGCUAUGAUUUCGGAAAUGGGCCCAGUCUCCCUCCCGGUCUACUGAGUGCAUAUGGCGGCGAUACCCCCCACUCGUCUCCUUCGAUUGGUAUGCCUCCAGGCCCCAACGGUCCCCCUGGUACCCCAUGGGGCCCUUUUCAGCCCACAGGUUCCACCGUCUUUGUGACAACGACGUCGGUCUCUACGGUCACAAUCCCGGCCUUUCCGCCCCUCAACAGUAUUCUCAGCCCGCCAAGGCCCACCACGACGGUUGUUGUGACCUCACCCUCAGUUAUUGUCCCCAGGCCACCUGGUUUCCCAAGCACUCCGCUCAAUCCUGGGACACCAAAUCUGCCAGGGACUCCAGGCUGGCCCACCAUCCCAAUCAGUCCUGGGACGCCAGAUGUCCCUUUCAGUCCUGUGGUGCCAAGUCUUCCAGUCACUCCAGGUUGGCCGGCUGUUCCAUCCACUCCUGGGGCUCCGAAUAUACCCGUCAGCCCUGGUGUGCCAAACCUACCAGGAACGCCUGGGUCACCCUCCGUGCCAGUUCCUCCUGUGACACCAAAUGCACCGGGCACUCCUGGUCUGCCGAACGUAGGUGGCUCACCUCCUGCCAACCCGCUGGCUCCAACGGUCACGUCGAUAAUCAACUCGAUACCACCAACGCCGGUUACUCACGGAACUCCGCCAAUUGGUGAUGGGAGCAGCCCCAACGCCUCCCCUGUCAGCGGCAUCAUCAGCUCAGUCCCACCCACACUGCCGCCUCCCGGAUUCCCCAGCAUUGGGAGUAGGCCCCCAGGGUCUGUGAGCUCCCGUAGCACCUGGCCCCCGCCCAAUGAUGGUGGUUCAUCGCCGCCUGUCGGGCCAGUCCCAGCCAGCUCCCAGGGAACGCCGCCUCCCCCUGUGACUGUUUCGCCACCAAACCCAGGGUCACCAGGAAGCAUGCCACCAGCACCGCCUGGAGGGGCCCUCACGCUCUCAGGUCAGCUGCCUUGGCCUCACAGCUUGACUCGCAGUAUCAGCACACAGCCUGUCAGCAGCCCUCCGGGUGCAAGUCCCCCCGGAGGUAUCCCGCCUGGUAACUCGCGAUCGUCAAGCACCACACCCGGACAACCUGUUGCGCCUGCAGGCCCGCCACCUGGCAGCCCUCCUGCAUCGCCUGACCAGCCCUCUGAUUCGACACCACCGCCGGCCCCGGUGACGACGCCCCAGCCACAGCCACCGCACGAAGGCACACCUCCAAGUGGCAGUCCUCCUGGAAACCCGAGCACUAUUCCGCCAGUCACUACACUAACUACGAGAGUGACUACGCCACUGACGCCCAGCUCUGGGCCUGGCGGUGGCGAGAUAGGAGGUGUGGCGCCCAUCACCGGGGGCAGAACAACGACCCCUUCGUCCCCAGGCGCUCCUGGUAGCCCCGAUACUCCUGGUAGUCCCAACACCCCAAGCACCCCAGGUGUUCCUGCUAUACCAAUCGUCACGACGCCCAACGGUGGAGAAGCCGGAGGUGUAGCACCCGUCACUGGUGCCGGAACAUCAACCCCUUCAUCUCCAGAUACUCCUGCCCGAGUAGUCCGAGCGCGCCUGGUAUCCCGGGGACCACGGCACCUAGCAGCGGUGGAGAGGGUGGUGGGCAAGCACCCGUUCCCGGCGCAAUGACAACCAGCCACUCUAUCCCAUCUGGUCCAGGAACUCCCGGCCUCCCUGUCACCACUCCGCCCGGCGGAGGAAACCCAAGUGGCCCUAGCCAUCCAACAGGCCCCGACUGCCCCGGGGGUCCAGGAUGCCCUGAUAUCACUGGCUGUCCUGGCGGCCCUGGUUGUCCCGAUACUUCUAGAACC